Musa acuminata AAA Group (dessert banana) is the source of this 3579-nucleotide messenger RNA. Its product is annotated as AT-hook motif nuclear-localized protein 7-like. Gene Ontology annotation, molecular function: minor groove of adenine-thymine-rich DNA binding. The record is from RefSeq and is a predicted model, not a curated record. Bases 669 to 1652 code for a protein of 327 amino acids. Lineage: Eukaryota; Viridiplantae; Streptophyta; Magnoliopsida; Zingiberales; Musaceae. The transcript has 7 exons.
CUUUACGUUCAACGAAACAGCUCUUCGCCACUCCAACUACCAACCGGUGCUCUUUGACCAUCUUGCCAUCUCGCUCCUCCCACCUCAAAAGAAAGUCUCAGAGGGAGAAGAAACAAAAACUCUUCCUCCUACUCGAUCAAGAAUCACUCUCCCUUCCUUGCACUCCGAGCUCAUGAAACUCCAAUCUCUCCAUCAAUGAUGGGAGUAUCCUCUAAUAUGAGCAUCGAAAGAAGAAUCCUCGAUCCCCUUCUCUCGAGAGGAAGAUCCACUUCUUGGAUCUCCGCCGAACUCCGGAACAAGCUGCAGUUUCUCGGUUUGACAUGUUCAAGCGGCAAUGGCGAUGGCCGAUCUCCUCGGAUCUUGCCGGAAGCGCUGGCCGACGGUCGGCUCGACUACGAUGACCCCAUGGCAUGGGCGGGGUGCUCCUCCAUGGAACGGCCGCACGGCGCUAAUGAUCGGGCAUCGGAGCUGGAGUACGGAACGGCGGUCACGUUCGACAUCAAAUUUGGUCCGAUGCGACCUGCGAAUCGCUUCGAUGAUCGAGGGUUUCUCUCAUUUGUCACCUCGGAAUGACGAGUUCUGAGUCCACAUGUUCUUGGUGGUUGCCUUCAGUUUCAUCCUUGUAAGUUGGAAUCUUCACUUAUAUUGGAUUGCAGAAAAGGUUAAAAAUGGGUGUGGCUAUUUCAUUGUUUUCGAGAUUCAGAGACAAGUUGAUGAGCAUCCUAAUCAACGGUGGGGAGACUUCCACUGUUAGCAAGCAUGGAAACCCAGCUCAGUUCCAUGAUUGCAAGCAUCCUCAUGGACAAAGGGGAACAGGAGAUAGUGGCAGUCCCUCUUUAUUAAGUGCAGUACAAACAAAUCAGCUAUUGCAGCAGAAGGAUAUGUUGGCAGCCAAUCAUGGUCUUGCUGAUAAUGUUGUGGCUGCACUGGAAGGAUCACAGGCUGAUGUUCAAUGGAGCACUUGGGGACUUCCUCCUCGGUACCCUUCAAUUGCAAGAAACAUAUCAGAAGCUACCUACGAGGGAGGGAAUUAUAACAAACAGGAAUACAUGAAUAUCCUUGAGUUACCUAUUGGAUCAGGUGGGACUGGAUCUGGCUCACAUGAUGCUUCGGUUUUGCAUGAACAUCCUUCUGAGUGGAGCAUUGAAUCAAUGCCAAACUCGGAAGGUUCAAUGAUCUUUAGACCAAAGGGUAGUCAUCCUUAUCCCGGUCAAGGAUUUGAAGACACCAGGAACAAUCCAUCUGCAACAAGUCCACCAAAUAACGAAGAGUUACUGAAGCAAAACAAUUAUGGAGAGCCAAGCAAAUAUUUGUUUGCUGGUAUGUUAGCCUCAGCUUCGACUGCUGUUCCAAGUGCUGCUACAACCCCAUUAUGUGCUGAAGGGUUGGAUCCUUUCACCAUUGCAGCUGUAACUCCAACAACCGAAUUCACUAAGAAAGUAAUGCAUGAGACAGGAGGUUUUGGAAAGAAGCAACACACCAGAGGUCCAGGACCAGACAGGACUUGUUUGAUUCCACAUGUUAUUACCAUUAGGACUAAUGAGGAUACUUCGAUCAGGAUGAGACAAUUAAAGCAGGAAAAAUCAAGCUGUGCCAGAGGAGAACAUGUCAAAAGAUUGGACGUCGGACCAGUGGAUCGGUCGACGUAUUGACAGAAGGCUUCGGGUCGUGGAUUAAGGCAUCGGGCCAAGAAGAGCGGAUAUUGCGCUAAGGAUAUCGAAGUUGCGGAAUCAACUGGCCGAUUGGGCAAUAGGCCACAAGAGAGGACGAUGCGCCGAAGAAUCGGACGAAGCGUCGAGGGACCAAUGACAUGCCGGACAACUUGAUUAAUGCUUAGUAUUAAUUGUCUAGAUCGAAGUAUGUUUUUACAUGUGUAGGAUUAACUACGAUAACAAGGCAUGAAGCAAAAUGAAGCCCCAGAGUCAAGGACGCGAUUUCGUUGGGAGUUCGAGAGUUCGUUGGAAGUCCGGACAUUCGUCGGAAGUUCUGGCGGAACCAGCCGAGAAGUCUCGGAGCUUGCCAGAGAAGCUCGUCGGAACUCGCUAAGAAGAUCGUCGUGAAGUCCAGGAGCUUGUCGGGAGUCCGCCGGAACAUUGCCGAGAGAUCGUCGGAAGUUCGCCGGAAGAUCGCUGGAAGCUCACCGGAAGAAUAGACAUAGGGACUUGUUUAGCUUAGCAAAUGUCUUAGGAUUUCAUAGUUAGCACGUAAUUGGGCUUAGAUUUGGGCCAACCCAAUUAGGGGCCAGCCAGGCCCAUGUAAGAACUGUGUUGGGCCCAAUAAGAAGCCCAAACAGUGCCCCAAGAAAUCUCACCGUCGUGGCACAGUCUUCGAGACUAUGUCAGGCGGUGGUACCACCAGUCUGGGCGGUUGAAUCGUCCCUGGCAGGGUGUUAGGCGGUGGUACCACCCAACACUAACCCCCAGGCGAUGGUACCGCCCAGGGCAAUGUCAGUCAAACUGACACUAGGCGGUGGUACCGCCCGUGCUCGGAGAACCCAGGAUGAGAAAGUUUUAGGCUCCAAGUUUGAAUCAACUUGAAGCCUAUAAAUACCCCUCUCAUCCCUGGUUAAAGCACACAAGCACAGAUAGUCUAAAAGCAAAGAAACGUCGUUGCAAUCUCUUAGAAAUUCCCUCCUCAAACUCUAAGUGUUAGAAUUCUAUUUAAGAGAGGAGAGUGAGUGCUUGUAAGGGUUAUCUCCUAAACCCGGUAAAAGGAGAAGAGGGGUGUAAAAGGUGAUUGGCCUUCGCCUAUUGAAGGAAGGCUUCUAGUGGACGCCGGUGACCUCGUCGGAGGAGGAAACCGAAAGUGGAUAUAGGUCACGUUGAUCGAACCACUCUAAAAACUGGUUUGCAUUUACAUUUGUGCAAUUUAUCUUUACCGCAAACCUCUUUAAGUGCUUACUGCCUUCAAUGCUUUUACGAACUAGCUUUCAAGUUAAGUUUCCGAAAACGGUUUUACGUCGGAAAUGGUUUUAUCGUACGAAAGUUUUUAAAUCAUCGUUAUCUUACUGCUGCACUAAUUCACCCCUCCCCCCCCCCUCUUAGUGCCGACUCUUGAUCCUAACACAAUCUUCAUACUUGUCUCCUCUCAAACCGGUACGCAUAUUGAUAUAACAUUGCAAUAUGUCGUUGAAGAUAGAAAAGUUCAUUUCCACUUUUUCUAUAGCAGUAUGAGCAGACAGCUAAAUUUAGCGAUAUGACCAGGCUAAUCUGGCUUCCAUUCCCAAACAUAUACACCUAGAUUUUGGAAAUAUUAAUAUUGUGCCUUCUAAAUCCGAAUGUUCCUGUUUUUGUUUCCUGGAUUCGCAUUAAUCAUACAUUUACUUAUUAUCACAAACUUCUGCUCAAAGAGUAGGUGAUGAAUCAGCAAAUUCAAAACAAUCCUUGCAAGUCAUGUCUUAAGGCCUUACUCUUCUUAUAACAUCCUGUCUUUAUUCCAGGAUAUAUAUUCAAAGAUAAUUUCUUUCUGCCAAAAAAGUGGGUCAAAUGCAGUUUGCAUUCUUUCAGCAAAUGGCACUGUUUCUAGGGUCACACUUUUGAAGCCAGCAGCAUCUCUUGGAACAAUAACAUAUGAGGUUAU